Molecule: messenger RNA, 1826 nt
Organism: Bacillus rossius redtenbacheri
Lineage: Eukaryota; Metazoa; Arthropoda; Insecta; Phasmatodea; Bacillidae
Exons: 9
Coding region: 412-1719 (435 amino acids)
Source: RefSeq, a predicted model, not a curated record
GGAGUAAAAAUGUUUGGAUUAAAAUUUUAGUAACAUUUUUAGUGGCAUGUAGUGAUGGCUGGACUAAUGUAAUUUUUAAAGCUGUUUAGUUAUAAAUUUUAUUUAAAACGCUUAUGUAAAAAGAGUGUAAAUUUUCGCGUAACGAAAUGGUGGGUAUAGGUUUAUUUUUAGCAAGAUAUCAUGCUGAUUUUUUCUUCUAACUUUUACUUUGUACCCAACAUCUUUUUGGUUACCAGCGGCCACAGAUAUCACAGACUGAUUAAAUCGUAUCAGUGAUUGAUAGUAUUUUUAUGAUAAAGAGUUUUAAAAAAAUGUAAAUAUUCAGAAAAAUGCUUUAUAUGUUACUGUUGCCAAGCGCAAUCUCUCAUUUGAACGAAUUCGCUCAAGACCAUUAAUUAUUUUUGUGAAAGUAUGGAACUUCUAAUAAGGAUGAAUUUAAAAUUAUUUUUACUGGUUUCUAUGUUAUGUAUGGCUUUAUCAGAGUCACGAAAAGACUCAGUUCUGCCUACGAAGCUAGGUCAGUUUUCAGUGCCUUUUGCAGCAUUUGUUCAGGUCUUCAAAAGUGGAAACCAAAACAACUUAUUUGUUUCUACAUUCGAAGCAUAUGCCUUCAACCAACCAGACCACAUCUAUUAUUUCAAAAAUCCUGGAAGAUACUUAGGAUCUGUCAAUUCAUGGAGAAUGACAUCAGUAGACAGCAUAAAUAAUUACUGGCCAAACGAUGUCAUCUACACUCCAAAAUCGGUUGUUGGCAGAGAGGGCAUUAUCUGGACUUCUGGAUUUCUAGUUCCCACCAAAACUCAUGGGAAAUUAAACAUUUAUUUCACAGACGUGGAGCCAUUUGAAGGACCUUACAACAUUGCUUCAAAUGACGCCCAGGACUGGUCGUACCACCGCGUCAUCUGGGCAGACGUCAACCACGACGGCUCCCUGGACGCUGUGGCCGCGAGGUUCGAUGCGCCCUUCGACGGCUCCCCGCGCCAGAAGCAGCUCCUGUGGCUGGAGAACCCUGGGAAUGGCUUCCUGGAAGGCUGGAGACAGCACGUCGUGGCCGAGAACGCGUCUGACGUCCACUUCCAGCUGACUCACCUGACCACUCCCGACGGCGUCAGACACCAGGUGCUCAUCAGUGCGGAGUUCUUCAACGAGAGACUGACCCUGCGCUACAGCGAGCAGGGCAACUUCUGGACCGACAACCGCCUGGUGAAAACUAUAGUAAUUGACGACACUCCAGGCCAGACGUUUGACGUGUAUCUCAUGGACCUCAACCGAGACGGGAAAGAAGAGAUCGUACUCACCGCUUACAACAAGACCCAUGGGAAUGUUUUUGUUUAUGAUAUCCCUCAAGACUUCAGGUCGCAGCGGUUCCCCCGGAGGACCAUCGCCUCGGGCUUCGUGGCCAACGACCUGCACGGCGCCGCCGCCAUGACGCCGGGCUGCGCCAAGCUGUUCUACAAGUCCCGCGAGCAUGAGCGCUCGGGGGACAAGCCGUACCUAUUCCUGUCUGGAGACGACGACGGCAAGCACUACAUCCUAGUUCCGAACAGCGAGGACAAGCACAACUGGCAGUACACAACGCAUCUGCUGGAGAAUACAUUCGGAAACACAGCUGGGGCUGGCACAGCUGUUGACCUGGAUGGUGAUGGCUACACGGAGAUAGUGUCUGCAGGCUACACAGCUGGACAAGUAUACGUGUACUCAUAUGAUCCGUGGUGGUGACUUGCUGCUCAAGACUGCCUCGCAUUGAGUGCCGCAUUUUAGUAUAAUACUUUUGAAUGUAUGUGUAGCUUGAUUAAAUACAUUUUCUGUUUUACUUACUGUAAAAA